Molecule: messenger RNA, 393 nt
Organism: Paramecium sonneborni
Lineage: Eukaryota; Ciliophora; Oligohymenophorea; Peniculida; Parameciidae
Source: the annotation of a GenBank genome assembly
AUGCUUCAAAUUUACUCCUCAUUCUAAUAUGUACCAAAUUAUACCAAUUACAAAUAAGUAGCAAAUUAUUUAUUAUAUACUGAACAAUUAAUCCAUUAAAAUUAACAAACACUAUUCUAUGACUAUACAUUAUUCAAUAAUUUCAUUCCAAUCAUAGUUCCAGCUUUUUAAUUUCAAAUUCAAAUUUUAUUACUUUUUAUCAUCUAAUAGAAUAAAAACAAACUUAAAUAAUCUAAAUUAUUAUCAACUUUAAUUAUUUUGAAUGAACUUUUCAAAUUUAAUUCAAAUGAUAACUAUUUUUUACCAUUUUUAAUAAUAACUGAUUUUAAGUGUAAAAUUUUUUUAAUAUUUCAAAUCGAAAUUUUACAAAAAAUUUAAAAAUUUUUAUUUUGA